Molecule: messenger RNA, 862 nt
Organism: Daldinia decipiens
Lineage: Eukaryota; Fungi; Ascomycota; Sordariomycetes; Xylariales; Hypoxylaceae
Exons: 2
Coding region: 246-563 (105 amino acids)
Source: RefSeq, a predicted model, not a curated record
GUAAAAGCCAUAUUUACUAUUGAAGAUGAAUGACAGACGUGUUUAACGUGUAAACACUAUUAAUAACUUUAAUAAUAAUCGGUUUCGGUUAAAUGUGGUUUGUUAGUAUGAGGCGCAGUGUGUUUAUAAUAACCCCUGGUAUAUUUCCACGACGACAAGUUUAAUUAUCUGACACGCCUUUGCUACGUUUUAUUCUCCGUUUUUCGCUUCCCUCGUAGCAGAUAAAAGAAUUCAAUUGGCAAGCUAUGAAGGAUCAAUGGUGGGAAGCCAGAAAUCCCCCUGCCACCUCCAAUGGGCUAUCAUUUCAGGAUAACACUGUGUUGGUAACAGGGGCUAAUUCCGGCCCAGGGUAUCAAGCAGCGAUCAAGUAUGCAGCUUUAGGCGCACCACCUCUCAUCCUAGAUGUCCGAUUAACAGAAACGGCGAAGCAGCGAAAGCGGUUAUCCAACAAGAAACAGGAUUUUCCGACGAAAUUAUCGGUAUGGCGGUUGAUUUAUCAACUUUUGCGUCUGUCAAAGAAUUUGCUAGGCGCUUGGACCAACGAGUAUCGAAGCUCGAUGUAGCUCUUCUUUGUGCUGGCAUCGUAAAACCAUCAUACUAUCGGUCUAGAAGGAUAUGAGAUCUGUACCCAAGUAAAUGUAUUAUCAAAUACCCUCCUAGACUUGUUUAUUCUCCCGAAGCUGCGUGCGAACAUUACUGAAUCAGAUCACGAUGCUCUACCGCAUCUAUGCUUUCUCAGUAGCUUGGGCUCUCACAUGGUUGACCCAACAAUGUUCCUAAUUGGUCAAAUUUUGUUAGAGAAGCUCAGUGACCCUUCUAGAUUCGAUACUACAGCUCAUUAUUAUCCAGUGAAGCUAGCCGC